This is a messenger RNA of Drosophila takahashii, 405 nucleotides long. RefSeq lists its product as uncharacterized. Lineage: Eukaryota; Metazoa; Arthropoda; Insecta; Diptera; Drosophilidae. The record is from RefSeq and is a predicted model, not a curated record.
AUGAGAGCAGCAACCAUCUUAGCCGUACUUUUCGUCCUGGCAGUCUGCGGGCCAAGGAGCAGCGAAGCGGUGACCUGCACCGCUGAUGCCACAGUCACAGGGUGCAUCGACUGCACCACUAAUCCCACCGAUGCGGAAUGCGUGGCCGAGGCAGCCGCUGGGGAAACAACCACUGUGGCGGCCACCACGGUGUCCUCUGCCUCAUCCUCCAGCUCUUCGACCGGAAAGCGAAAGAUCGUGCGUAUAACGAAUAUGCGGUACUCGAACACCAGGCGCAUUCGUAUCAGACGAAACCGCUCGAGCACCAGCACCAUCCGCACCACCCUUCGAAACCGAAGGCGCAGAAAUAGAUCCAGGCGUGUGAAUGUGAGAAGGGUCAACGGAAACAUUGUUAUUGUCGGUUAA